GUGUUGGCUGUCUUUUGCGUGUGUCUUGACAGUCUCUUUUCCCUCCAGGUGAAGCCUCGUCGGGGAGAUUUUCUCUCCGCUUUUCUGACUUUAAUCACGGCGUCUCUAGUGAAAAACAGCGCUUGGAAUAGUCCGACUGGAUCCAUACGACGUCCGGAGGACCGGAUCUGUUCUCGGAUUCAGGCCCUGGAUGGUUUCGUUUUCUGGAGGGGGACCUGGAAGCCCGGGCCCGCUGUUGGAGCAGGGAGGAGGCCCCGGCGCCCCCUGCUUCUGACCCAGAAAACAGCACCCUUAGCCGGCCUGUGUGUCUACUAGCAGGUCGGCUAGCCGCUAGUUACAUCGCCGCAACAAGAAAGAGCUCUCUCCAUCCUACUUUAUUUAUGUGAUUAUUUUUAUUAUUGUUUUAAACAACAGGAAAUACUUUUUCUGUAAUUAACUGAAGGGAAAGAGUCAUUUAAAAGCGGUUAGCAGAGAGGUAGUUUCUCUUCCUGACGGUGGUUCCGGAUCGGCUCCGGUACCAUCUCCUGGUUUUUCUGACCUUCGUGAGGUCCAAACGCAGACCAUGGCUGGCAUCAUUAAGGAGAUCGUAAGCCGGAACAAAAGACGGUUCCAGGAGGAUGGCUUUGACUUGGACCUAACUUAUAUUUAUCCCAAUAUCAUUGCCAUGGGUUUCCCUGCUGAGAGGCUCGAAGGCGUCUACAGGAACAACAUAGACGAAGUAAUCAGGUUUUUAGAUUCUAAACAUAAAAAUCACUACAAGAUCUACAAUCUGUGUGCAGAGCGACAGUAUGAUGCAUCCAAGUUCCAUUGUCCAGUGGCCCAGUUUCCUUUUGAGGAUCACAAUCCACCCCAGCUGGAACUGAUCAAACCUUUCUGCGAGGACUUGGAUCGGUGGCUGAGAGAAGAUGACAAUCACGUUGCCGCCAUCCACUGCAAAGCGGGAAAAGGUCGCACAGGGGUCAUGAUCUGUGCCUACCUGCUGCACCGCCGCAAGUUCAUUGUUGCACAAGAAGCUCUGGAUUUCUACGGCGAGGUCCGCACCCGAGACAAGAAGGGAGUGACCAUCCCCAGCCAGCGACGAUAUGUCUUCUACUACAACUUCCUGCUGAGGAACCAUUUGCAGUAUAAACCUGUCGCUCUGCUCUUCCACCGGAUGCUGUUUGAGACCAUCCCCAUGUUCACCGGAGGAACCUGCAACCCUCAGUUCGUGGUGUACCAGCUGAAAGUGAAGAUCCACACAUCCAACCCGAACCACAUGCGGCGAGAAGACAAGCUCAUGCUGUUCGAGCUGCCGCAGCCGCUGCCCGUCUGUGGAGACAUCAAGGUGGAGUUCUUCCACAAGCAAAACAAGGUGAUGAAGAAGGAAAAGAUGUUCCACUUCUGGGUCAACACUUUCUUCAUCCCGGGCCCUGAGGAAGAGGACCCCAACAGCCUGGAGAACGGCAGUGCUGGGACUCCGCGGGACAUAGACAGAACCUUCCAGAACCCGGGGAUCACAGCCAUGACAACUGGAGGGGAAAGCGACAGAGACUACCUGGUCCUCACUCUGACCAAGAACGACCUGGACAAGGCCAACAAAGACAAGGCCAACAAGAACUUCUCCCCAAACUUCAAGGUCAAACUGUACUUCACAAAGACUGUGGAGGAAGGCGGGAACUGUGACGCCAGCAGCUCCUCGGCUUCUGUGACGCCGGACAUCAGCGACAAUGAGCCGGAUCACUACCGUUACUCUGACACCACGGACUCGGACCCGGAAAACGAACCAUUUGACGAGGAUCCCCAAAGUCAGAUCACUAACAUCUGACACACAUGGACCUCAGGCAGUCUUUGGAACUCUGUGGUCAGAGUCCAGAUCAGUACUUAAGCCCUUUCCCCUGCCUGGACAAUCACGUGGCUCGGACCGUGUGGGCGGGGCCAGACCAUCCAGAUGGAGAUGGAUGAAAGGACAGAUUUUUAAAUUAAGGAGUAAAACUUGAAUCUCUAUUGAAAGACAAGUAGUUCUCUUUACUGACCACGCCCACGUCUGGAUAAAUCCCAAAAUCCUGUUCUCUCCUUCACCUCCAGUACUAGGAAGCUACACGCAGACUGCUCUUCAUAUUAUUAUUAUUAUUAUUAUUAUUUUUUUUUUAUGUCUCUUCUGUCAACUCUUCUAUCUGUCAAAAGCUUCAAACCAGAUCUGCUCUGUUUGGGUUUCGUCUGCUCUCUGGACUCUUCUGGAUUUGUGAAGGUCAGUACGGACGCAGCGGUGCCACGUUAGCAUAAAGCUCAUGUUUCAACUGUUAAUAGUUUCAGAAGUAAUGAAAAAAAAUGGUAAACAUAAAUAAAUCCAGCCAUAAAUAACAGAUUCUAGUUCAAAACCUUUUCCAGUGGUUCAGAGCUUCAAAUUGAAUUUUAAAACCAGAAAUAAAGCAAAUCCUCACGUGUCCGAAGCUAAUACGACUCCAAAGGUUAUUCUUUAUUUUUUUGUCAGUUUUUAUAAAUUUGCAGGGUUUGUGUGUCGGCCCUUAAGUUAUCACAGUGGGACCUUCAAACCAGUUUAGAGACUAAUGUUGCACAUGGGCAUCUUCUAAAGAUGACGUUUGAGCAUUUUGGAAGAUUAAUGGCACAUUUUUUGUUCAAAGCCCUCACGUAUUUGGACUUGUUUUUUAAACCUGUUUGUUUUUGUUUUGUGCACGUUAUUCUGAAGUACAGACCAGCACCUCGGCACAACUGCUGGUCUGCACCAGGCUGGACUACCACCAAAAUACGAUGUGGUGCUUGAAUAAUAUUUUGUUUCCUUAUUUUAAAUAAUAAAAAUAAAUAUUUCUGUUUUCACGCUGACUUUGAAAUCAUCCAAAAAGUUUUUGUCCCCUUGGCCUUCAAAGGUCCAGGCCAGCAGGGUGGUCCAAACAGGUCUGAGCCAGUUUGAGUUCUCUGGGGUUUUUUCUCUGUCUGAUGGAGCCUAGAUAGAUGGGUGGGGAUGGACUGCUGGACUGCAUGGUUUCUGGUUGUCCUAGGGUAUGCUCCCAGACCAGAUGGAACCAGCCUAGGAUGAUGCUACCUGGUUUAGAUUAGCCUGAACUAGUUUUGUGUCUGUGCCAGUUUGGACCGGUCUGUUAUUCUAGAACAUUACAAAUCAAAACCUGUGCCACUAAAACUUGUUUGUACUGAUAGUCUGUCUACAAAUGAGCUCAAACUAAAAAUUACACAACUGUCUGGUUCCAGCAUGAACACUAACACAAUGAAGCAUUCCUGUCCACAAGUCCUGGUUGGACCAAGUUGGCGCAGUUUUGAUUGGGUUCCAAUGUUGAAGGUUGACAGAAUCAUGUCACAGAUUGUUUGUAUGAAGCUAAACGCAAACGUUACACAGUGUGACCAUUCCAGCGGCAAGUUAAGGCAUCGCAAAUGUGAGCGGGGUUUGCUGAUUCAGAGUGCAGCAUGUUUACUUUUAAAGGUGCAGCGCGAGUUUCUCCAACUUUGAGUCGUAGCUGAUUUCGCAGAUAACCUGAAAUUAGUUUGAAAUAUUUCCAGUGAAAAUACUGAAAGAUGUCACGUCGUUUUCACGCCGAGACUCGCCGUCCUCCAGAAGUUAGCAUUUUUAUCAGGUUCAGCUUCAGACACACUUUACAAUGUUUAAGACGAUUCAGUCAAACAAACAUCACGCACAAACAACUCCGAUCAGACUCAGUGAUCCCCGAUCAGGUUCUGUUCUGUCUCCUAAUUGGUCAUUUUCUGAACAUGAACAGACUUUAGCAGGAUCUCUGCAUGCCCGCUACAGUACUGUAAUUUCCAUUAUUACUAAUCUAUUGAUCAUCAGUUAUCAAUCCAUUCUGCUGGGGUAAGAUGACCAAUCAGAAAAUUAACUUUAAACCAUUUGUAGCAUAUUAAUGUCAGCAAAAAGAAAGUAAUGAUCUAAGCUCCGCCCCCACUAUUGAUUGGUGGAAGUAUUGAAACCAUUGUCUGGUUUUAGCCCUUACACACUGAAUCAUUUAAAUCCAGAUAAUUGAUGAUGUAGCCACCAUACUGAUACUAGAUUGAACACUUCAAUCAACUAAUCAGUUAUCUGUUAAGUUUUGAUGUCCACAAACUGAAAGUUGGUUCUAUUUGGCAAUUUCUUGAAAUCCAUCUAGAAAGUGGCUUUUAGUUGGACUUGAAUGCACAUCAAUGUCCAGGUCGAGCACACAAAGUUGAUUUAUUCUUGACUGGAUUGUGAUCUGUGUUUGAAACAACCAGAGGGGUUGUCUACAGUCAAUCCAGUUUCAGGGUGAUCGGUGCAUCGCCAACAGCCGUUUUAAACCGUCCACUGACAGCCUAACCCAACAUUUGGUGCUACAGGCCUUCAUCUGUCCUGUGUGGUCUUCUUUAUCUGUACUCUUUGCCAUUCUGGAUUUGGGUCUGUUCCUGUUGCUAACUCAGUCAGCCUUGGUAACAGUCGGAUCACAAAUGUUCUGGUUACACAGGAGGCUUUCUGGAUGUUUGAGGUACAGGCACCAUCAUCACGAGUCACGUCCUUAAAUGUUGAGUCUCGAUCCUGCAACUCAGAUUUGUGCAUUGUAGAUGGUUUGUGACACAGCUGUUGUGUUGCUAAUCGUCAUAAAAUGAUUUGGGGAAAAUCAGCUUGUUCCCUGAGGAACACCCACUGCUAAAACCUGUCAUCAGUUCCUUUUUCACCUGUAUAAUGCACCGCUGUCAGAGUGCUGGUAUAAAUACUGCACAACUUUACACCAUGAAUGUUCGUUUGGCACGGUUGGAUUGCAUCGUCAUGGAGAAAACCACUAACGUCUGUCAUUAAUUCCGAGCAAAACGCUGCAGAGCUAGCACAUAAAUCUUUGUCGCACUUUAGAAAAUUUGAGUUUUUGAUGUUUCCCAAGCGUAACCGCUCUGUGACAUUUUAAAUUCAGACCAAAGUCAGCGAUGAAGGAAAACAACUGAUAUUAGCUUGUUAAUUAACCAUGCUAUCUCCCUUAUUAGCUAGCUUGCAGUAUUUAUUUUACAGACGUAGCCGCUGCCCUUACCACUUUGUGAUAACUUAAAAAUAUUAUCUAAGGACAAAGAGCCACGAUUUUGGUUCCUGCAGGUGCAUGAUAGUGACUCAUUUCUUGCUCUUGUAGUUGAGCUGAAGCUUGUACCGUCCAGUCUCAUCUUACAACUGACCCAAUAUGGUUUUUGUUUUUUGUUUUUUUUCUACGCGUCAUAGUUAGCUUAUACAUUAGCCACCACUGUUACCAAGACAGGUUGUGAUCGGACAGCAGGGUAGACGCAUGAAGCCAGCAUCCCACAGGUCAAAAGAGCAGGAGUAUAGGCCCGUUCUCUCCAGCAGGGGGUGAUAAAACAAACUAUAAAGUUUCAACCAGCAUUUGAGUUCCAAAACUGGUCUGGAACAGAUCCACAGUUUUAGUCAUGAAGCGGUCUGUGAACUUAGAUUUUGCUGUUGUCAACGUAGCAGUACCAGGAUCAUCCACCAGGAUAAAAAAAAACAAAGCAAUGAAAGAAAGAGCUGUGUCCUCUUUGAAACAGGCAAAUGCUGCACAAACAACUAAAGCUCGUAAAAAUAAAUAAAAACAGGUGCGUUGUUUGUCACAGCUUCCUGUUUCCUUAAGUCUGUGCUAACGGGCUAGCUGGUGCUUUUUUCAGGCAUUUUUUCAGGCCAUGGUGCAUUUUUAGGUGCUAAGUUAAACCAUUCUAUCUGGUGCUGUCGUUAGUGCCGAGCGUUCCUGACGUCACGCUGUGACCAAGUCCAUCAGUGCGUCCACCUGUACUUCAACAUAUCUUUGUAUACCAUCUUUAUUUACUUCCACACACCCGCCAAAA
Molecule: messenger RNA, 5790 nt
Organism: Thalassophryne amazonica
Lineage: Eukaryota; Metazoa; Chordata; Actinopteri; Batrachoidiformes; Batrachoididae
Product: phosphatidylinositol 3,4,5-trisphosphate 3-phosphatase and dual-specificity protein phosphatase PTEN-like
Exons: 9
Coding region: 563-1804 (413 amino acids)
Biological process (GO): negative regulation of cell population proliferation; phosphatidylinositol 3-kinase/protein kinase B signal transduction; cell motility
Cellular component (GO): nucleus; cytosol; cell projection
Molecular function (GO): phosphatidylinositol-3,4-bisphosphate 3-phosphatase activity; protein tyrosine phosphatase activity; phosphatidylinositol-3,4,5-trisphosphate 3-phosphatase activity
Source: RefSeq, a predicted model, not a curated record